This is a messenger RNA of Cotesia glomerata, 1569 nucleotides long. RefSeq names its product elongation of very long chain fatty acids protein. The transcript has 4 exons. Bases 460 to 1293 code for a protein of 277 amino acids. Lineage: Eukaryota; Metazoa; Arthropoda; Insecta; Hymenoptera; Braconidae. Gene Ontology annotation, cellular component: endoplasmic reticulum membrane. Gene Ontology annotation, molecular function: fatty acid elongase activity. Gene Ontology annotation, biological process: very long-chain fatty acid biosynthetic process; fatty acid elongation, saturated fatty acid; sphingolipid biosynthetic process. The record is from RefSeq and is a predicted model, not a curated record.
AUAUAGAAAUUUUAAUACAAAUACGAUGUUGAUUCAGCAACCAAUACAUCGGAGUAGGGGUGAUUGGAUUUAUCAUCAUAAUUAACGCUAUAACCACUAGACUAAGGAAACAAGUAUAAGAGGGUGGGGGCGCUCCUACUGAAGAUCGUCAUUUCAUAUUACUAUCGCUUGACCAUGGUUCUCCUUGGCGGUGGCACUGGUAAGGAUUCUUCGAGGUUGUUGAGUUAACUUGUAGUGCCGCACUUUUCUGUUAGUCAGUGGUCCAGUUAUUUACCAAGAGUCAAGUUUAAAUCGUGAGGGUGAUUAUAGCUAUUGAAGUUUAUAUUUCUAAAAAAUUUUUAAUUAUUUAAAAAUUUUACAGUUCCUACGUUCGGUAAACUUGUCUUGAGAUUUUAAAUCAUCACAUAAUAAGCCACAAAGAAAGGUUUUACUGUUGAAAAGUAUCAAAAGGCUUACAAUAUGCCCGGAAUCGUUGAUUGGUACCGUGACUUAAUGCAAAAUAAAAUUGAUAAAAGAACUGAAGAUUGGUUUCUUGUUACCGGGCCUGGUCCACUGUUAAUGAUUUUUGUAACUUACAUUUACUUUAGCACAUCAGCGGGUCCAAAGUAUAUGAGGGAUAAGAAACCCUACUCUCUUAAAAAUGUUUUAAUUAUCUAUAAUUUCAUUCAAGUAGUUUUGAGUUGUACAUUAGUUUAUGAAGGUCUUGCAAGUGGUUGGUGGAAUGAUUAUAGUUUCGGAUGUCAACCAGUGGAUAGGUCAAUGAGUCCAAAAGCUUUAAGGAUGGCCCGAGCUGUUUGGUUGUAUUAUAUUUGUAAACUUAUUGAACUUGCCGACACAGUAUUUUUUGUUCUUCGUAAAAAGCAACGACAAAUAUCAUUUCUUCACGUAUGGCAUCAUUCUAUUAUGAUAGUGACAGCUUGGAUUGGAGUAAGAUUUUUCCCAGGUGGUCAUGCUACUCUCCUUGGUGUCAUUAACUCUUUCAUUCAUAUUCUUAUGUAUUCAUAUUAUAUGUUAUCGGCAUUUGGCCCACAUAUGGAAAAAUAUCUUUGGUGGAAAAGACAUCUCACGACAUUGCAACUUGUGCAAUUUUUCCUUAUAUUCAUACAUAAUUAUCAACAAUUUAGGUUGGGAUGUGAUUUUCCUAAAAUUAUUACAGGAUUACUAUGUUUUAAUGCAGGAUUCUUUACGUAUUUGUUCGGCUCGUUUUACGUUAAAACUUACUUAUCAUCAAUGUCCAAAAAAGAUAAUAGAAUAAGAAACGCUCAAUUAACUUCCAAUGACAAAAACGACUGAUCAGAAAGUGAUUAAGUAGGCAUAUUGCGUACUUUUAUUAUUAAUAUUAAUAAUAAUAAUAAUAAUAAUAAUAAUAAUAAUAAUAAUAAUAAUAAUAAUAAUAAUAAUUAUAAUAAUUAUAAAUAAAGUAGUGAUUAUACUCUCCAAAAUAUCAAUCGUCGAUAACUUACCAAUUGAUUCGAUAAUCAAAUUGAGUGCUCUGAUAGCCACAGUUUCAGACCAACCAAGUUGGUGUCAGAUAGUUGCCACCAACUUAGCGACAACUUGCAGUCAACU